Molecule: messenger RNA, 654 nt
Organism: Huiozyma naganishii CBS 8797
Lineage: Eukaryota; Fungi; Ascomycota; Saccharomycetes; Saccharomycetales; Saccharomycetaceae
Gene: MSO1
Product: Mso1p
Exons: 1
Coding region: 1-654 (217 amino acids)
Source: RefSeq, a predicted model, not a curated record
AUGUCGCAUGUUGGUGUUCAAGAGCACGGUAUUUGGAACAAAUUUCGAGCUUCUACAAAAUCCUUGUCGAGCUCCUUCUCCCAGCUUUCAACUAAAUCGGAAAGGGAUGGAGAUACACCGUCCACCACGAUUGUCCAUAAAGCUAUUGUGAAGUUUUAUGAACAACAAGAACCAUUCCAAGGGUUUCCAGGGUGGCUGGGACACAAAGAAGAUCUACCAGAUGAGCAGAAAGUGUUAAGGAAGCAAACGGAGCAUUUAGCAAAGCAGGCUAAACCUUCCAAGCUACGGUCUUUGAGGAGGGCGGCCACCGAUAUAACACACAGUCACUCUGAUAGCCCCUCAACAAAUAACACGUCUAGUAAUGGGUUCCAGUUCGGAAGCUCCGGUAUUUCUGAUGGGAGACGACCCACAGCUGGGAUGUCUUUCCAUUCUAUCUACAAAAAAGAUGACCAAUUCGGCCUAGACAUCAAUGAUUCAGGAUUCAGCUCUCAACCAGAUAGCUAUCGCGGUAGUCCUGGUAUUCCAGAGAAUAGCGGUGCGAAUAACUCCUCUCCCUCUGCAGGCUCUGGGAAUAGUAUACCAACAAAACCUGCUAGCUCAUCUGAUUUGAUGAGCGCGAGGUUGAAGAGGAGAGCGACGAGGGAAAGAUUUUGA